This is a messenger RNA of Betta splendens (Siamese fighting fish), 2357 nucleotides long. RefSeq names its product synaptotagmin VIII (gene syt8). Lineage: Eukaryota; Metazoa; Chordata; Actinopteri; Anabantiformes; Osphronemidae. The record is from RefSeq and is a predicted model, not a curated record. The coding region runs from base 846 to 2198 and encodes 450 amino acids. Gene Ontology annotation, cellular component: synaptic vesicle membrane; dense core granule; axon. The transcript is spliced from 8 exons. Gene Ontology annotation, molecular function: clathrin binding; calcium-dependent phospholipid binding; syntaxin binding. Gene Ontology annotation, biological process: regulation of calcium ion-dependent exocytosis; synaptic vesicle endocytosis; cellular response to calcium ion.
CCGACUGAGGCUCGGCAGCUAAAAGGUCCGACCGUCUCAACAGAAGCAGAAGACAUGAGGUUCAAAUAGAAGGAGCUCCAACCUCAGGACACAAACAGGUAGAGUUACUGCUUCCUGUCAGUUCUCAUCAGCUUCACCUCAACAGAUGCAGAGAAACAGUACGAACAGCAGUUUACUGGUCAAUGUGACCAGACGCACGAUGAAGAGCAGGUUCAGGAGGAAGACUUCUGUUAGGGAAAGGAGGCUGCGGAACCGUUUAGCUGUUGGAAGGUUUGCUUUCAUUUGGACCAGUGGAGCAGAGCAGAACAGGAAGGGGUCCUGGUUCUAAUGGACUGGCUGCUGACUGCGGGAGGAGGCGCUUCCUCUCUUUAAUCAAGCUGUGGAGGCUCCAGUAGAAGUCACUUCCUUCCUCUUCAGCCGCUCUGCGACAGGACUCCCACAGAGGUCGGACCCGUCUGGACCAAGGGAGCAGCGUGCCAACGUUUCUGUGAAAUCAGGUCAGAACAGCAGGACAUGGUGCUGGAGCUCAGCGGGGGGUCUGGGUCCUGGGAGUGGAUGCAGCAGGAGAAGUGUUGGUUCCUGGGCGGUUUUACUGGCUCCAGUUCUUCUGGGGUGAAUCACUGUGAGGAAUCUUGUUAUCAGGGUGUGAAUCAGAUUCAGUGGCUGUUGGUGCUGCUGCUGUUUGCUCAUGGUGGAGGCUCGAGGGUGGAUGGACUUCAGACGUCACCGUCGCCAGGAAACCUCCAAACUCCAGCUCUGGAGUUUUACUGGAACUCAGUUAAAUGGUUUAUUGGUUUACUGAGCAGCAAUGACAGAACUGGAUCACUCUGUCUGAAACAAAACUGAUGUUUCAUCUCAGUAGAAUUCUUCUUUUUUUAACAACUCCUGCUCGUUUCCUGAUUGAGAUUCUAAUCUCUUUUCUCUUUCUCUCUUCCAGAUCUCUUCUCCCCACGCUCCUCAUCAUGCCUUCAUCGUCCCAUCAGAAGUCUAAUGCAACCAGUCAUGCUGUCACCAUCUCCACCACCUUCACCCCCACCAACUCCACCCUCGACCCGGUUGCCACCACCAUCAUUGAUUUCUUCAACCACCUACUGGACCAGAUUCCCUUGCCUCGAUGGGCGAUCUACACCAUCUUUGCGGCCGGCGCUCUGCUCAUCCUGCUGUGCUGCCUGUGCAUCUGCAUCAAGUGCUGCUGCCGAGGGAAGAAGAAGCGACAGCAGAAGAAGGACGAGAAGAUCAACCUGAAAGGCGUGAAUGGAAAAACAACCACAGCUCUGGUUCAGCCUGAUGUGGGGGAUGUGGACUACGGUUCUAGCAGCCGGCCGAGAGGGAAGCUGCUCUACUCUCUGGAGUACAACGCCGCCGCCUCUGAGCUGGCAGUCGGCAUCAAACAGGCCGACCGGCUGAAGGCCAUGGACCUGGGCGGCAGCUCCGACCCCUACGUCAAAGUCUACAUCCUCCCCGACAAAAACAAAACCUGCGAGACCAAAGUGUUCCGGCACACGCUGAGCCCCGCCUUCAACGAGCAGUUCACCUUCCAGAUAUCCAAGGCCUCGCUCCCGGCGUCGACGGCCGUCAUGCAGGUGUUCGACUUCAACCGCUUCUCCAAACACAGCAUCAUCGGGGAGCUCAGGGUGCAGCUGGGCAGCGUGGACUGGAACCACGUCAUCGAGGAGUGGCGGGACCUCGCCGAGCCCGCCAAGUUCGAGGAGGAAAACCUGGGGGAGAUCUGUUUAUCUCUGCGCUACGUUCCCACCGCCGGCAAACUGACGGUGGUGAUCCUGGAGGCCAAGAACCUGAAAGCCAUGGACGUCGGAGGAACCUCAGAUCCUUAUGUGAAGGUCCAGUUGGCGCUGGACAAGAGGAAGUGGAAGAAAAGGAAAACGUCAGUGAAAAAGAAAACGCUGAACCCAUACUACAACGAGUCCUUCACCUUCGACGUGUCGUUUGAAGAAAUCCAGAGGGUGAACCUGGUGAUCUCCAUGUGGGACCACGACACCAUGACCCGAAACGACGCCAUGGGGAAGAUCUUCCUGGGCUGCGACGCCGCCGGGAACCAGCUGAGGCACUGGGCCGACAUGCUGUCCAACCCGCGGCGGCCCGUGGCUCAGUGGCACAGCCUGCUGUCGGCCGAGCAGGUCAACUCCACGCUGGCGCUGAGGAGGAAGUUCCCGCUGGUGGGAAAGAUGCCCUUCUGAUGGGAAACCCCAGAGGAGCACGGAGCGCAGAGAAGAUUGUCUGCAGCUGAUUACUGUAUUUUACCAUAAAGAAUUAAUCAUAAAACAAAUCCUACCAACAUCAGCACUUUUUUCCUAAUGUCAAGCAAAUGUAUGUAAAUAAAAUGUUACCUCAUGUAA